AUGAAUCAAUAUAAAAUAGUAGGAGAUUAUCAAAUAUUUUUAAAUCAGAAAUUGGGUUCUGGUGCUAUGUCUGAAGUAUAUUUAGGUGAAAGGAAAACAGAUAAAUUAAAAGUAGCAGUCAAAAUAAUAUCAAAAUAAUAUAUCAAUUCAAGAGAUUAACAUAAUAAGUAUUUAUACAUAAUAAUUGAAAGAUAAAUAAUCAAAAAAAGAAUUAAGAGAGAAAUAACAAUAUAAAGUAGUCUUAAACAUCCAAAUAUUUUAGAAUUGUUUAAUGUUUAAGAAACUCAGAAUUCAAUUUAUUUAUUUAUGGAACUAGCACAUAGCACUUUAGCUUAAUAUUAUACUAAAAGUAAAUUACAUUUUUAAUUCUAUUCCUAGAGAUAGUUAAUUAAGAAGAAAUGAAAAAAAUUAUAACAUAAAUUGUUAAUGCUUUCUUGUAUAUGUCUGAAAUACAAAUUAUUAAUCACUUACAAAAUGAUAAGGUAUAUAAAGGAGUAUGCCAUUUGGAUUUAAAACCUUAAAAUAUUCUUAUUGUUGGAGAUACUAUCAAAAUUUCAGAUUUUGGGUUAUCAACAUCUCUAUAAUAAGAUGAAAAUUAAGAAAUGCAUGAGUCUUUAGAUUAAAUUGACAAUAUACCCUCUAAUAUAGAUUAUUUGGGAUAAGGCAGGUAAUAUCUAUUAUAAAAAAGAGUCUCCUUUAUAUGUCUAUUGAAUAAUUAAAUUAUUAGCCAACAUAAAACUUAUAAAUUUUAGAUGUUUGGAGUGCUGGAAUUAUAUUUUAUGAACUUGCCUUUGGUAAACAUCCUUAUUAUUAAUUUGAUUCAAAUAUUAAAAACCCUAUAGAAUUAUUAUCUUUAUUGAAUUAAGUAGAGUUUACUUAUCCAGAAUCCUAAUUUGAUAAAUAAUUUUAUGAUUUAUUGUAAGGAAUGCUCAAGAAAGAUCAUAAAGAAAGAUUGACAUGGAAAUAAUGUAAAGAACACCCAUUUCUAUAAUGA
This is a messenger RNA of Paramecium primaurelia, 994 nucleotides long. The record is from the annotation of a GenBank genome assembly. NCBI's taxonomy places the organism in Eukaryota, Ciliophora, Oligohymenophorea, Peniculida, Parameciidae.